Molecule: messenger RNA, 1838 nt
Organism: Cladophialophora immunda
Lineage: Eukaryota; Fungi; Ascomycota; Eurotiomycetes; Chaetothyriales; Herpotrichiellaceae
Exons: 2
Coding region: 161-1597 (478 amino acids)
Source: RefSeq, a predicted model, not a curated record
CAAACAUCGUGCCUCAUCUGCUGCGUCACAAGGUCUCUGUGCCUCUGUCCUCAUUCAGCCCAACUUCAUUUCAUUCUGCAUUCCUUGUUACUGGUUAUCUUUCGUUCAACUUGCGGGGUUGCCGCUCUGUCCAUCUUUUUCUCCAGACUCAAAUGGCGACAUGGCAGUGUUCUUCGAUCUUGAUGACGACGACUGCUCAUCUAGCAGUCGGUCGCGCUUUGACACGGGCCCAUCAUCCCACCAAAAUCAGCUGAAACCUGCUCUCAAUGGAGGCUCAGAUGCAGUGAGCAAGGUUCUCGGCAUCCACAACGUCCAAGUACUGUCAUCGAGACCCAACAAACUGGCUGCCGCUUUGACAUGCUAUCCGAUUGCCCUGUCCCUGUCCUCUCAUCUAGAUCUCAAUGAUCUGCACGCUCUAGCGGCCACCUGUCGAAGUGUCCACAAUGGCCUCUCACAGUAUGCGCAUCAACUCAAGUCUCAGUCCCUGCGUUGCAUUCAUGACGGAAGACCAGUGCUAGCAGAAGCACUCCUGGCACAAAGAGAAAGACCGCAUACUGAAGCCUCCUCUGGGAGUACAGCCCUGCAUCAAAGCCCUGUGAUCUCGCAGGUGCAGGCGACAGCCGAAGCUAUCGCGGGAGGUUGGCCACCGCAGAAUCCUGGGGGCCUCUAUGCAUCAGUCGGCCUUUCGAGCAAGAUCAGCUCUUGUGCUCGAGAUUUGGUGGCUCCAUGUCGUCGAUGUGGAACGGUCGUAUGCCGUAACUGUGCCGCCAAAUCUCCCAGCACUGUGAGACUGAAAGAUCGUUUUCGCCGACUUUGCAAGACCUGUCUCGACGCUCCGAUUGAAGCGCAUCUGCAAGCCAUUGGCUCUGCCGACGAUGCUAGCGAUAGUCCCCUCUUGUCCAGUGCGAGUUCGAUGCGAUCGGAACGGUCAGCUUCCAGCUCAUCCACGUUGGGCACCACCGCAGACUUAGAGAAUCACGAGUCAACCACCAGCUCGAACCAUUCUUUGACUUCUUCCGCAUUUCUCCGAGGUCCAUGCACGUGCGAAACUCGUGGGGUUUAUUUGUGUGCGCCCUGUGGCCAGAGUCUGCGCACGGCUGAUACCACUUACAAGAGAGUAUGGACCUGGCGUUCUCGGUAUUCGACGCAUAUUGGCGACGGCUUGGGCACCGGGCUGGGGUUAGGAAACCAAGCUCAAAAAUGCGGCCGCGGGGAAGAUUGCCUAGAGACAAGCGGCAAAGCCAUAUGCUGGGUGGAGAUUGAUUGCUCUGAAGGUAAGGCGCAUGAUGCGUCGGAGGCGGACAGAAACGGCCUCAGCCGAGUAGGCACGCCAGAUUCAGUUUAUGGCAGCAACAAGCCAGGGUAUCUCCAGCAAGAAAUCGAGGGCAUAGGGGGUGUGGUCAAGAAGAAGGUCAAGAAGCGUGUCAAGGUCGGGGCGGGGGUUUGGGAGUGGGAAGAUGAGAGGGAAAGUGGCAAAUAUCUAGAGAGGGAAGCCAAAGGGACGGCACGCAGUUGGUGUGGGUGGUGUGGGCGGGUAUGUCCCUCUGAACAGGACAGACGUGAGACUUGCAUGGAUUUGACAAGCAUGGCCGUGUAGACAGGAGGGAGAUAUGCUGGGCGGAGACGUUGGGGAACUCGUCAUGACCUGUCGCGAUGGUGGUACAUGGUAACGAGGGUCUUCCGGGUACCAACACACCGCAUUACGGAAAACUAUAUACCAAAGUAGUUAAAAAGUAUCUGGUUACAUGAAAUGUCUCGUGUCAGGCACCGAACUAGUCAGUACCCGAGGGCAGCAGGGGGUAUCAGACUAGUCCGUACCCCAGAUGCAGAUCUUUGGU